Messenger RNA from Lottia gigantea (owl limpet), 432 nucleotides. RefSeq lists its product as hypothetical. The annotation marks the transcript as partial. Gene Ontology annotation, molecular function: telomerase inhibitor activity; nucleic acid binding. Lineage: Eukaryota; Metazoa; Mollusca; Gastropoda; Lottiidae. The record is from RefSeq and is a predicted model, not a curated record. Gene Ontology annotation, cellular component: nucleolus. The transcript is spliced from 4 exons. Gene Ontology annotation, biological process: regulation of ribosome biogenesis.
AUGCUUGCAGAGCCACGACGUAAACAAAAAUAUUCAAUAAAUCCUCGUGGAACUCACUGGAGCAAUGAUGACAGUAAAUUUGGUCAGAAACUUAUGGAGAAGUAUGGGUGGAGUAAAGGUAAAGGUCUGGGGGCUAAUGAAGAUGGCCGAGUUGAAAAUGUUGGAAUUAAAAUGAAAUCUGAUAACAAAGGAGUUGGCUGUAGCAAGAAGUUUGCUGAUAAAUGGAUUGAACAUCAGGAUGAUUUUAACGAUCUCUUACAAUCCCUGAAUCAGGAUCAGAAUAAUUCAGAUGAUGGCCAGGAUCAGAAAGUCGUCAGUUUGGAGAAAAAAUCAGAAACGUCACGAAAACGUGUCCACUAUAUGAAGUUUACCAAAGGAAAAGAUUUAUCCUCAAGAUCCAAACAAGAUUUAGAAUGUAUAUUUGGAACCAAA